Molecule: messenger RNA, 1396 nt
Organism: Pseudo-nitzschia multistriata
Lineage: Eukaryota; Bacillariophyta; Bacillariophyceae; Bacillariales; Bacillariaceae
Source: the annotation of a GenBank genome assembly
ACACUUGCUCGGGUUUCUGCUCGAACCACUAUGAUACACCGAGAACAAUCCAAUGCAAUUCAAUUCAAUCCAAUGCAAUUCAAUGCAAUUCAAUGCAAUUCAAUGCAAUUCAAUCCAAUGCAAUUCAAUCCAAUGGAAUGCAGUCCAAUACACCACCCACACGUCCCGGGGUGCCCACGCCGGCCGAAACACGGUGCCUUCUUUCGUUUUGUGGUGGUUUGUGGAUGGUGGUUGUUCUCUGCUCCGCGAUGCCACCGGUCGGUCGCUUGCUUGCUCGAUCGCUCCGGCAAAGCCCGGCACCCUUCGGUGGAGUCCUGUCCUGUCCUGUCCUGUCCCGUCCUCUCCUCUGCUUACUCCCCGUCGUCCACCGCCCCGCGGCUCCCGACGCUGCGGACCACCGACUCCUCGUCGAAGAGGACCCCGCGGUAGUACCGCUCCGCUUCCGCCGUCCGGGGGUCGGAAGGGGCCAUCGCCCGGUGGGGCCCCCGGGAGGGCUCGCUCCCGGCCGCGCCACCCUGCGGGGAAGGGGCAAGGGCCCGCUGCCGGGAGGGGCCCGUUUCCGCGUUCGCGUCAACGCCGGCGUCAAGGCCCGCGUCCGCUCCCGGUUCCCCCGCCGCCGUGUGGAGCUGGGCGUAGAGGUGCUCCAUGGCGCCCACGCCGACCUCGUACUGCUGCUGGACGUAGUCCUCGUACUGGACCUGCUUGUCGCAGUAGACGGUGCAGACCCCGCAGUGCUCGAGGAGGGCGUUGUUGACGGCCGAGGCGGCCCGGACGACCGAGGCCAGGAGGCCCUCCCUCUUUACCAUCGACCGCCGGGUCCGGGCGGCCAUGUUCCCGGGGGCCUCCCCGCGCGGGUCCGGGUACGAUUCGUGCAUCAUGGUGGGUGGAAUGCGGAUGUCUGUAGGAAUGGGUGUAGGAAUGGGUGUAUGAAUGGGUGUGGGAAGGCAAAGCCGAAUGCGUUGCCUGCAAUGGCCGUGGCUCUUUCUGUUGUUACUGGUAUCCCUGUCGUCGGAUUGUUCUGGUCCGGGAUCUUUUCCGGCGGGGAUUCUGUUCGGUGCGGCACUCUUCGAUCGUUCUUUUAGGUGCAGGGACACUCUCGAUGGCCAAAGAAGCUGGCGGAUCCCGUGUUCGAUAGAGCGGAUUGGAUGCGAAGGGCGGGGAUUGGUGCACCCGGUUUGUUGUGGUGCGGUGUGGGCGUGUCUGUUCUGUUCUGCUCUGUUCUGCUCUGCUCUGUUGUUGGCAAGAGCCGGAAACGGGUUGGAGGUUCUGUGGAAUGGGUGUAGGCGUCGUGUCGCGUGAUCGUCUCGUCUCGUCUCACGAAAAGGUUGUCACGGCGGAACAGCCUCUGUGCUCCGCUUUCGUGAGCAGGAACAAGCAACAAACAGAAACCGAAACU